Molecule: messenger RNA, 2864 nt
Organism: Linum trigynum
Lineage: Eukaryota; Viridiplantae; Streptophyta; Magnoliopsida; Malpighiales; Linaceae
Source: the annotation of a GenBank genome assembly
CCUGAAGAGAAGCGAAAUUCAGACACCGUCAAUUCAAAGCAGUGGAGACUGGAGAAGACCGGGGGAGCGACUUGGCGGAAGGGAGAAGCUUUGCGACGAAGCGGGGAGAGAACUUGAAUUCAGUAAAAUGGAGAAAGAACGACAUCAUUCGUCGCGGUACAGGAAGCGAGAUUAUACGGAGACGGUGGACGACGGCGCAAACGCUGCAACGAUAGGCGGCGUGUUGGAGACGGCGAAAGCGGAUAGAGCGGUGUGGCUGAUGAAGUGCCCGUUGGUGGUGGCGAAGUCAUGGCAAGCUCACGCCGCUGCUUCCGAUUCGCAGCCGGUGGCGAAAGUCGUCGUCUCUCUCGAUCCUCUUCAGCCCGACGAGCCUUCUCUGUUCAAGAUGGAGAUGGCCGCGAGUGAGAAUGAGAACAUACCAAAGAGCUACUCUUUGAAUAUGACUAAAGACUUUGUCCCUAUGUGUAUAUUUUCUGAGCCAAAUACAGGGGGGAAGGUUGCUGUUGAAGGCAAAGUGGAUCAUAAAUUUGACCUGAAGCCACAUAAUGAGAACAUUGAAGAGUAUGGCCGGUUAUGUCGUGAGAGGACAAAUAAAUCAAUGAUUAGGACUAGGCAAAUACAGGUGAUAGAUGAUAACCGCGGAAUGCAUAUGAGACCUAUGCCUGGAAUGGUGGGCUUGAUGUCAUCGAACUCCAAGGAGAAAAAGAAGCCUCAACCGGUGAAGCAAACUGAGGUGAAGAGAACCAGGAGGGACCGUGGUGAACUAGAGGAUAUAAUGUUCAAACUAUUUGAGAAACAACCUAACUGGGCCCUGAAGCAGCUUGUACAAGAGACAGAUCAACCCGCACAAUUUUUGAAAGAGAUCCUUAAUGAGCUCUGCGUAUACAACAAAAGAGGUUCGAAUCAAGGGACCUACGAGCUUAAGCCCGAAUACAAGAAAACUGCUGUUCCCGAGCCAGGUGCUGAGUAAGUGAGAGUAACCAUCUGUGCAGGUGUGCUGCGAAAUACCUUUUCACAGCUGCAAAUGUGGAAAAGGCCACCUUCAGAGUGUAAUGUAGGGGUAACAAUUAUUACACAACCCCUUAUCAGAAGGAUAUUGUUGCUUACCAGACAUCAGUACUCUUAACUCACAACACAAGUACCAUCCCAGCCUGUGAUUGUUGUAUUUUCGCCAUUAUCUUCGGUUCCAGUUCUUGAUUGUGGCCAUGAAAAUGAAGUAUACCAUAUGCUGUUGUAAAUUGUAAUUACCUUUCGCGCCCUUCGAUCGAUUUCAGCUUCCUCAAAGGAGUUGGUUUACUGUAAUACUGGUAGCUAGUAGUGUAAAUACUAAAUAGUCUUCCGGUGCUGUCUGGGGAUUAAGAUUUUUGUUACGUCCAUCUGGCUUUUUGACAUCUAUGGCUCCCGUUAUCUCAAUUAUCAUCAUUGCACCAGUCAAUCAAAGUUGGUAGUGGCAUGCAAAGUUGCAAACUGUUCCUCGAAUUCUCAAAUCAUUUCUCAACUUAUAUCCAUUCACCAUCUCAUUUUCAAUAAUUUUUCACUUGCUUUUUCCACUGCAUUGUAAUUCCCAUCACUUUUGCCACGCGAACAUCGAGAAUAGACAAAUCGAUAAUAGCGUGGGAGAGUACGAGGUCAUUAAAUAAACCGAACCCAUUUUUAAUAUAGCUAAACCAUUGUACUCAUAACUAAAAGUAUGCCAUCCAUCACUCCCAUGAGCAUCCGUCCAACACCGCUAUAACCAUGAUGUCGUGGAGAUAGCUACGAAUUGCCACAAAUUUGCUACGUUACCAUAGUUAUCUCCGAGUCCACAUGAUUAUGAGCGUGUUAGAUAGAUACUCACAGGAGUGAUGAAUGUCGUAUCAGUGACCAAUGGUAGUUUUACCCUUAAUUGUAUGACAAGAGAUUUAAUCUGUGUGCCGAACACUCAUCAUUUUCGUAAGAUCGCUCACGUAGAUCACAUAAUGAAAUGAAUAAAGUGAUAAAGAGAAAAGAAAAAGAGCACAAAACAACUCUCCCUGAAAAUUGAAGCCACAUCAACAAAUUUGAUUCCAUCGCCAAAUUCAACAGCAACUAUACGUAGUGCUUUCCCUUCAUGAGUAGGUAUCUUGAAUAUAUACAACCAAGAACAUCAAACAACAAGGCCAAUUAGCCCUAGCGUGAGAAAUUUGGUCACCAGCCCAUUGGAUGUAUCUUGCUGUCCACUAACUGUGCCGUGGUGCUUUUGUUGUCACAUAACGGACCAACAUUCUCAAGUGCGCUGGCCAUGGAAGAUGCAAGUCCUCUGAAAAUGACCCACUAGGAAUCUUCUAAUAUCAGUCACCCUAAGGUGGUAUUUUACAUAGGUAGCUAGCUAUAGCUUCCCCUCAUUGGUAUAUAGCACAUUUGCUCUAAGAUUCCGAUACCAUCGAAUGUUAGUAGUUACUACCCUUUUGAGAACGUUAAUCAUAGCACGAGUUUAACUUGACAAUGACUACACAUGUCGAAAACCCUAGGUGGCGCGUUUUUGGCUUUAUGUUAGGCUAAGUACCUUUGUGGGAGAGUGAGGAGUCCCUUUUCCACAAACCAUGGGGAUGGCUCACAACAACUCACAAGUGCAAAGCAAAGAGACAUGAUUGAAGCGGGUGAUAUGGUAGUGGAGACUUGUCACUCUCCCAUGAAGAAGAAUAAAGGAUCUUUGGAGAAACAGAGGCCAAUAAUUCGAGAAAAUGAAGGGAAGGAGAGUGAGAUAGUCAAGGAUGGUUUUGAUCGAAAUAGGAAAAGGUCGUGCAACUAUGUAUUGCCUCCGGUUAGGAAUGAGUUAUAUUCCCAUCUCAUAAAAUAUAUAUCUCCAUCAUCUUCAAAGUGUGGAAUACACGAAUUGUUUGAGA